GAGUAUACCAGUGGAGUUGUUGUCGGAGAGGGAGGAGGAACGUUCAGUGUUGAUAGGACGAAAAAAAGAGUGUAAAAAUAGCAUUUAAGCAGGAGGAUAUAAGAAAUUUAUUAUGGCGUCGGGGGACACCCUGUACAUAGAAGCGGACGGGUCAGAAAUGCCAGCCGAAAUAGUGGAACUGCAUGAAAUCGAAGUAGAGACAAUCGAGACAACAAUUGUUGGAGACGACGGUGAACAUCAGCCUAUGAUCGCCUUACAGCCUCUUGACACGGGUGAUCCAAACUCUAUUCACUCGCACCAAGAGGUGAUUUUGGUGCAAACAAGAGAAGAGGUGGUGGGUGAGGAUGACUCUGAACUGCACACGGAUGACGGUUUUGAGGACCAAAUCCUCAUCCCAGUGCCCGCCGUAGAGGAGGACUAUAUCGAACAGACUCUCGUUACUGUCGCUGGGAGAAGCUCGUCGACGGGCCGGAUGAAAAGGGCUGGAAGCGGAAAAAAAGGAGGCAAAAGGAGCUACCUGGGCGGGGGAGAAAUGGGUAGAAAAUGGGAACAGAAGCAGGUCCAGAUAAAAACGUUGGAGGGGGAGUUUUCAGUGACUAUGUGGGCAUCGGAUGACAAGAAGGACAUAGACCAUGAGGAGCAAAUCACUGGUGAAAAUUCUCCUCCGGAUUAUUCUGAAUACAUGACAGGAAAGAAACUUCCUCCUGGAGGCAUACCAGGCAUUGACCUCUCAGACCCCAAACAGCUGGCAGAGUUUGCACGAAUGAAGCCAAGAAAAGUAAAAGAAGACGAUGCACCCAGGACGAUAGCCUGUCCACACAAAGGAUGUACCAAGAUGUUCAGGGACAACUCAGCGAUGAGAAAACACUUGCAUACCCACGGGCCUCGUGUGCACGUCUGUGCAGAAUGCGGCAAAGCCUUUGUUGAAAGUUCAAAACUAAAGAGGCAUCAACUCGUACACACAGGAGAGAAACCUUUCCAGUGCACAUUUGAGGGCUGUGGCAAGCGGUUCUCUCUGGACUUUAACUUGCGCACACAUGUGCGUAUUCACACUGGAGAUCGCCCGUAUGUGUGCCCCUUUGAUGGCUGCAACAAAAAAUUUGCCCAGUCAACCAACCUGAAGUCUCACAUCCUCACACAUGCCAAAGCCAAAAACAACCAGUGAAACAACAAUGUGAUCAUACAAUGGAGUACUUGACAUGCUUUGUUGUGAGACAAGAAGUCCCAUUUGUAUCAUCAAGGUUUUUGAGAAAUGAUCUUUUCUCAAACUUUUUGAUAAACUAAUGGAGGGUUAAACAAGGAACUCGUGAGAACCCCGACUCCCUCAGGCCUCCUACCCUACUUUGGCGCUACCUGGAUGGAACAAUUUACACUUUCUUCUUGUGAAGAUGUUAAUUCACGGAUCUGCACCUAAAAUGUAUUUAUACCUUAACACAGCCAGGUCAAAGUCUUUGCAAGUUAUGUCAAAUUUGCAUCAAUCCUCAACAAUGACCUUUUCAAUUUUGUACUUUCCCCAAGUGUGCAUAUUGUACACUGUUUGACAUAAGCUCUGUGGUAAUGUAAGUAGUAAGAUUGUCCCCGUAGCCAUUCUUGGGUUUGUUUGUUUUAUCUCUCCCUUUCAUGUGAGUGUGGUUCUGGGGGGGGGUCUUUGCAUAUUUUCAAUUUGUACAACACAAUAUCAGAAUCAUGUAGAUAGUAACCAUGUUUCAAUAGUGAUCACCAAUUAAAAUGUUUCCCCCUUGCACUACCAA
Molecule: messenger RNA, 1751 nt
Organism: Etheostoma cragini (Arkansas darter)
Lineage: Eukaryota; Metazoa; Chordata; Actinopteri; Perciformes; Percidae
Gene: yy1a
Product: YY1 transcription factor a
Exons: 5
Coding region: 113-1165 (350 amino acids)
Biological process (GO): regulation of transcription by RNA polymerase II
Cellular component (GO): transcription regulator complex; PcG protein complex
Molecular function (GO): DNA-binding transcription factor activity, RNA polymerase II-specific; RNA polymerase II cis-regulatory region sequence-specific DNA binding
Source: RefSeq, a predicted model, not a curated record